AUGGAGCGAUUGAAUCAAAUAGAUCAAUCUGAACACUUUCCCUCUGAUACAUUUUUCGACCAGAAUUCCUUGCAACAAAUUCAGCAAAUCGAUCCUACGGCGGCUGAUCUUACCUCCGUCCCAAAUCCCGCUGUCAUCGAACAGCUGACUCGUCGAUGGUAUUGUGGUUGUCUCGAACGUACAGCCUGGUCAAGGCAUGGACACAUCGCUACGAUAUCUGAUGACGCUUCCACCGUGUAUGUGGAAUGUCUUCGUUUCGACCAUGAUUCCAAAACAUGGUGCUUGAAUGGCAGACAUGCCUUGACCACUCUUUUCGAAGAUGCCACCAGCCUAGCUUGGAGUUCAACUGGAGGAGAAUUGGCUGUCGUCGAUGUCAAGGGCAGAAUCUGGAUUUACCACAACUCUCUUAUCGCCGUCAAUCGUCUGAAUCUUGCUCGUCAGGGUGCUCUUGAUGAAGCCGAUGAACUCUCUCAGCCUGUCGGUAUGGCUUGGUUGAAUCAAGAUCGGCAAGAAAGACCAAGAAAUGUGGUACUCAAUGCCGCCAAAACUGAAUCUCGAUGGGUACAUCAUAAUGCAAGAGCAAAACCGCUGGGACCCUACUGGCAUCGAGCUGUUGUCAUUGUUCACCGCAAUGGUCUCUUGACCCUAUGUUUUCAGAGAGGCGACGGCCAAUAUUCCAAAGUCACAAGGCAGCUCUGCCCAUCAGACAAUUCUCUUUACAGUCAUGCCAGCUUUGCUCCCACUGUCGAAGGCAAAAUGCUGGUCGUUCUCCAUUCAUUUAAAGCUCUAAUAUCUGUCUACUUUGUUUCUAUUGACUGGACCGAAGUCAAACAAGCUGUCGAGGGUUUACCAGUCUUGACAGUGGAAUGCGUUUCAAGUAGAGUCGCCUCGCAACCAUCGGGAUCCUCCACCCUGGGCGAUGUCUAUGAUCCAGAUUCCUGGUCUCUCAGUCAUCUUGAGGUGGUACAAACAUCCGAUGUGGAAAAGGCUGUCCAAAUACCACCGACAAUUCUAGCAGUGUCAUCGGGUGUAAAUCGAGCGAUCAACAUAUCGGAUUCAGGUUUCCUGGCCUCUAGCAUGAUCAAAAGAUGGACAGUGGCUUCGGUGGAACAGAAACUGCAUCCUCUUUUUGAUGAAUUGCCUUCCAAAGGCCCUAGCACUACUCCAUCUUCAUUUUACACGCUGCAACUGCGACCAGACAAAGAGGAACAGGUGAUUACGACAAUUCAUCAUGUGGACGGAAAUCCAGUGCUGGUGGUAACCAUGCAAGAUAAUCGCACCGACUUCUUAAGCUCAGAAGACCUAUCCCUAGUGUCCUAUACCGGCUCGGCCACAGAGACUUCGUCAAUGUCUCAAUCAGGGUUUGCCUUUCCAUAUUCUACGAAUACUUUCAACCCAAGUUUUUCGCCAAAUGCUUGCGUCAGAGUGGAAUUCUCUUCGGACGGAAAGACUCAAUUAGCGAGUAUGGAAUACCAGCUGGGGCAAGAGCAAUCACAACAACCCCUCGACCCAAGCCUUGACAUGGCCGUGGCAGCUCUGAACCUCGCCUUUGCUCGGGCUUGUUGGUCGAAUGCAACAAUUGAUGACGUUCUGAUGUGUGCUUUGCACACCGUCCCCUCCGAAACAAUCCCAACAGUUGUUUCAAGUAUGUAUCGCACUCUAUUUCGGGACACUGAGUUUGUGAACGAGAAGACACCGGGUUCAGAGUCUGAACGCAUCUACCACAAACCGGUCGUGGGAAAAGUCCUGGCUUAUCAUGCCGGUCUCGCUGCUUAUUGCCGACAGCUUCCUUCAAUGGCGUCUACCGAAGGACGAAAUGGCUGGUCUCUGAGUGCACAAUGGGCAUGGUUGGCAAACAACAUCCGUCAAACAGCUACUUUGCUGUUUAUGAAUCUGAGAGACGUACAAAAUCUGAAUCUGGUCAUGAAUCAAGAUUUUACAGAUAUUCUCUGCUCCAAUCUUCGAUGGGGCUUGUCGGUCAUUCGAUAUAUCUUCGGCACGAUUUUGGAAGUAGGUGACCGUGAGACAAAUCCGGAAAUGUUUGACGAAAAGGAUCAUGGCAGAGCUGGAGACGUUCGGGGAGACGGUACUCAAGGUCUUGUUGCUCUGCUUCUCAAUAUACACUGCUCUCGCAUUUUUCUCAUUGCAUUUGUCAGAGCCGUGAGAAUGUAUGCUAAAACGGAGCCAAAAUCAAGACACCAAGUCCAGGUGCUGCAGUGCAUUCAACAGCACACUACGGGAAAGGGCAUAAGUUUCGCCGCGAUUGAAGCCAUUCUGGAAUGUAGAUGGGCGGCACAAGGCGAUGUUGAGGGCGACCCCGCCACGACUGCCGCGAGACAGCUGGACAUGAUGGCUACAGGGAUCGUUCAUGAAUCAUAUCAGGGAACGAUCAAGAUGUUGCUGAGCAAGCUCUUCAAUAUCCCAGGAGGUCUACGAGCGAAGAUGCUGAUCGAUCGGCUGAAGCUGUUCACUGAUUGCAUUGAUCUUGAACAUGUGUUUUUGAACAACGAUGUGCUUGGCCAUCGAAAUGAUGAGACAAAACAAGCCUCGACUAUCUAUGACAUACACCGAAAAAGGCCAAUCUUAAAGGGUAUACCAGAGCCAAACGGCUCCGGCGAGCUGAUGAUACGAAAGUGUGUCAGAUGUGGUAGUUACAGCGAGGACAUGAGCAUUCCACCUCGAGAGUGGCCGAGACAAGUUGGAACUCUCCUGGCGAGAUGCGUUUGUGAUGGCAACUGGAUCAUUGAGCCCUGGGCACGAAGCCGUAAUUGA
This is a messenger RNA of Rhinocladiella mackenziei CBS 650.93, 2772 nucleotides long. RefSeq lists its product as uncharacterized. Gene Ontology annotation, cellular component: mediator complex. Bases 1 to 2772 code for a protein of 923 amino acids. Lineage: Eukaryota; Fungi; Ascomycota; Eurotiomycetes; Chaetothyriales; Herpotrichiellaceae. The transcript has a single exon. Gene Ontology annotation, biological process: positive regulation of DNA-templated transcription. The record is from RefSeq and is a predicted model, not a curated record.